AUGGACAUAGAUGCUCCCAGCGACGUCGCGGCCGAGCUUAGCGUCCCCGCCUACUUCUUAUUCCCCUCCGGGGCCAGCGACCUCGCUGUGUUCCUCAACCUUCCCUACUACUACCCCACCGUGCCGUCGUUCCGGGAGAUGGGCAAGACUACGCUCGUGCGCUGCUUCCUGGGCAUGCCGCCGAUCCGCGCCGUGGACAUGUUGCAGUCGAUCCACGACAAGGAGAGCGACGCGACCAAGGUCCGGCUCUACCAGUUCAAGCGCAUGGCGGAGGGGAGGGGCGUGCUGAUCCAGUUCCCUGAGCCGGACUUGGAGCGGCUGCUUCUGGUGGGGUUCUUGGAGAGGACGAGGAACAGGGGCAUGGUGGUGAAGAACUGGGCGCCACAGUCAGAGGUGGUGCAACAUGAGGCCGUCGCCGCGUUCGUGACGCACUGCGGGUGGAACUCCACGCUGGAGGCAAUCAUGUCUGGAUUGCCGAUGAUCUGCUGGCCGAUGUACGCCGAGCAGUGCAUGAAUAAGGUGUUCAUGGUGGAGGAGAUGAAGAUCGCAGUCGAUGUGGAGGGAUACGAGGAGUUCGUCAAGGCAGUGGAGGUGGAAGCCAAGGUGAGGCUUGUGAUGGACACCGACCAAGGGAAGAUGCUGAGGGAGAGGCUCGCAAUCGUCAAGGAGAGGGCCUUGGAUGCCAUCCACGAAGGCGGGUCUUCUGAAGCGGCAUUAGCAAAGUUUUUGAAAAACAUGGAAGUGGAGAAUGCCAUAGCCCCCCACGGAUGA
Miscanthus lutarioriparius is the source of this 771-nucleotide messenger RNA. The record is from the annotation of a GenBank genome assembly. NCBI's taxonomy places the organism in Eukaryota, Viridiplantae, Streptophyta, Magnoliopsida, Poales, Poaceae.